UGGGCGGCGCGGGGCCGCGUGUAUCCGGGCCGCGAACCGCCAGCGCCCGCCAGCCCGCUGCGCAAGACCCCGCGCCGGGGCGCGGGCGGGGCCGGCGUCCCGCGUGGGCCCCGCGGAGGCGCGCGCAGACCCGCCGGCCGUCGGGGGCGCGGCCGCUGCCCGAGUCCGCACUUGUCCCGCCGCAGAGGCCCGGCGCCGUCGGAGGCAGCGAGGGCCAGGAAAAGCCGCGGAGCGGAGGCCCGCGCCCCGCAGGGAGCCUCGCUCGGCCUGGGGCCGCCGACCCCGCGCCCCCUUCCGCGGCGGCAUGGCCCCGAAGCUGCUGCUGCUCCUCUGCCUGCUCUCCGGCUUGCACGCGCGGACCAGGAAGGUGGAAGAAGAUGAAUAUGAAGAUUCAUCAUCAAACCAGAAGUGGGUCUUGGCUCCGAAAUCUCAAGACACAGAUGUGACUCUUAUUCUCAACAAGUUGCUAAGAGAAUAUGAUAAGAAGCUGAGGCCAGAUAUUGGAAUAAAACCCACUGUCAUUGAUGUUGACAUCUACGUUAACAGCAUUGGUCCUGUGUCGUCAAUAAACAUGGAAUAUCAAAUUGAUAUAUUUUUUGCUCAGACCUGGACUGACAGUCGCCUUAGGUUCAACAGCACAAUGAAAAUACUUACUCUGAACAGCAACAUGGUGGGGUUAAUAUGGAUUCCAGAUACGAUCUUCCGAAACUCCAAAACCGCAGAGGCUCACUGGAUCACCACCCCCAAUCAACUCCUCAGAAUUUGGAAUGAUGGGAAAAUCCUUUAUACUUUAAGGCUCACCAUCAACGCGGAAUGCCGGCUUCAGCUGCACAACUUCCCCAUGGACGCGCACUCCUGCCCGCUGAUCUUCUCCAGCUAUGGCUACCCCAAAGAAGAAAUGAUUUAUAGAUGGAGAAAAAAUUCAGUUGAGGCAGCAGAUCAGAAAUCCUGGCGGCUUUAUCAGUUUGACUUCAUGGGCCUCAGAAACACCACGGAAAUUGUGCAAACAUCAGCAGGUGAUUAUGUUGUCAUGACUAUAUAUUUUGAAUUGAGUAGAAGAAUGGGAUACUUCACUAUUCAAACAUAUAUUCCUUGUGUACUGACUGUGGUUUUAUCCUGGGUAUCAUUCUGGAUCAAAAAAGAUGCUACACCAGCAAGAACAGCAUUAGGCAUCACCACAGUACUGACCAUGACCACACUCAGCACCAUAGCCAGGAAGUCCUUGCCCCGUGUUUCCUAUGUGACUGCCAUGGACCUUUUCGUGACUGUGUGCUUCUUAUUUGUCUUUGCUGCUCUGAUGGAGUAUGCUACCCUCAACUACUAUUCAAGUUGUAGAAAACCAACUACCACUAAGAAAAAAACAUCGUUACUACAUGCAGAUUCCUCAAGAUGGAUUCACGAAAGGAUAAGCCUACAAGCCCCCUCUAACUAUUCUCUCCUUGACAUGAGGCCACCACCACCUGUAACAGUUACUCUAAACAAUUCCGUGUACUGGCAGGAAUUAGAAGAUACCUGUGUCUACGAGUGUUUGGAUGGCAAAGACUGUCAGAGUUUCUUCUGCUGCUAUGAAGAAUGCAAAUCAGGAUCUUGGAGAAAAGGACAUAUUCACAUAGACAUCUUGGAACUGGACUCAUAUUCACGGGUCUUUUUCCCUACAUCAUUCCUGCUCUUCAACUUGGUUUAUUGGGUGGGAUACCUCUAUCUCUAACUCUUCUUCCAGGUGAUAAGUGAAGAGUGUUAGAUUCCCCUCUAAACUUUCACCGUCCCCAGACCAGUAGUGACUAACUGGAGUAGCAAGGAAAGACACUGCUCAGUUUAUUUGAAAUACAUCACUUUUGAGCAGUGUAGGAGUAUGUGGCAAAUAUUUCUAUUAUGUAUUUCAAACCCACAGAUACAUGCGUGUGCACACACAAGUUAACUGAGUGUUAAAAGUGAUCUUCUUGCUAAUCCUUUACUGAAUCUGUAGCUUGGUGAUAUUUAUAAAUGUUUUUUGGAUAUUGGAAGCAGUUCCCAAUUUUCUUUUGUGAAGAAAUCUGUGAAACGUACAAGCAAAUAUCUGAGACGCUCUCUCAGACUCCACCCUUUUCUGUAUUUGUACUUGGGCCCUCGGCCCCACUGACGCCCAGUCGCGCAGAGUUGCUGCUGACCGAGACACUCAUGCUGACCUCAGCCACUGGCAGUCUGAGUUCAAGUGUGAACUGCAGUGAGUUACCACCCAGUUUCCUCUCUCUGUGGCCCCUUUGCUCCGUCACCAUCUUCACUGGUUGGUGUACUUUUAUCUAAUAACCUCACCCUAAGUUUGGAAAGGUUAUAUCUGUUUCAUCCACAAGUUUUCAGUUAAGGAAACAGUCUGAUUUUCAAAAUUCUCAUGUUGCUGAAGUCAAAGAUGUUUACUAUCUCUGAACAUCAUAAGUUCAACAUUUUAUCCUAAGAAUUGUGUUUUACUAAACCAAGAAGCCACCCCAGGGUAUACUCUAUUAUGGGUUCAAUGAUUAUCUUUACCUUGCAAAGAAAGGUAUAUAGCAUUCACAAGCUUUGGUUUUGAAAUUGUUUUCCAGAAUGUAAAAGAAAUGUAGAUAGAAUUUGUACAAAUUUUUCUUAGUGAAUAUUAACUUUCAAGUCAAAUCAAUUUUAGAUGCAAAACAAUGGGUCAUGGCUAUCAUCAAUGAUAUAUUUUGAUGAAAAAAAUUAUUUUAUAUUUUGGAAUAAGGGUAGGUAGCAAGAUUCUAAAGGAAAAGAAACCUUGAAAUUAUUACUCUUUUGAUAUUUUUAUAACACAAAGCAAACUUGCUUAUUGAUGUUAGUUCUUUGUUAUAACUGGAUGCUAGUACAUACUUCACAAGACUCUUCAGAAGCUUUCCACCACAGAUAGGGGAAAAAAAAAAAAAAGUCCUACCAUUAGUUUAACAGAUGCUUUGCCAUUAUCAAAAUUUUGGUACUAACUCUGCUUCUCAUCUUUAUCACAUAGAAAAUCGAAUUUGUUUUAUUGGAAACCAUAUGUUUAUUUUAAUUAUGUAUUGUGCAUACUAUUAUUAUUCAGAAAAAAAGGUAAAACAUUAUGCAGGAAAAGUAUAUAAAAGUGCUAAUUCAUACAAUUUAAUGAAUGCAGACUAGACACAGAAAACAUGGGAGUGGAAGAGACCAGAUGAGUUGAAAUUAGAUGAGUCUAUUUUUAUGAACAUCAAGUGAAUGCAAAUAUACUGAUCUUUAUCACCCAGUUUUCAAGGAAAAGUCUAUAUAACGUGAGACAUUGAGUUAUUUCCUGUCAACUCCCUCCAUACCUUUUGAUUUGAUACUUACUACAUAGGCCACAAGCCAACUGAUUCUUAUUUUGAAAGUCCAAUUUAAAACACAAAAAACAGUAAGUAUUGGUGGAGAAACAGGUUGAAUCUAUUAGCCCAACAGAAAUUUCUGUGCUAUUGGAGACUUGUACCUACUAGCAGUCUCGUCCUCUCCCUCAGGCAUCAACCUCCCACUCACUCAACAACAGGGAGGGGUUCUGGAGGUGCCCUGACCACACCCCACCAGACGAACUAAACACCCAGAGAUAGCAUCCCAAGGUUCUUCUUCAAACACAAUUCUCAACUUUAUAGCAAUAUGAAAAUUUCCAUUCAUUAUUUCUUUUUUUAAAAUGAUCUGGAAGGAGCUGAAUCUUUCAGUGAAAUUCUUGGGAGGAAAAUAGCCUAAAAGCAUUUUUAUCACAUAUAUUAAGUCCAACUUUACCUCUAAAAUUUUUUACUGAGGCCUCUUGUUUCAAGGCCAUUCAAUAAUUGAGCUCAUUGGCAACUCUUAUGAAAUUAUAAGUACAGGAUCAUCUGUGUUUUCUGAAUCCAACCAAUCUCUCUCUCCUUGUAUCAGUCAUUCUGCUGAUUUAAACACACUAGUUUAUGGUUCCUUUUCCAUGAAACAGAACAUUCAUCUCAAGAGAGUGUAACAGAUCACAGAGCCUAAACUGGAUUUCUGCACAUCUAUCCACUACGGGAUCUUACUAAAAAGAACGAAAGCAUUCCCUGAGAACACACCAAUGCCUGCUUCUCUGCAACUUGCCCAUUUAAGUUCUUGUUGAUCCCAGCUCCCCAGAUAAACCAUACCAGUCUACAAUAAAGGAAAUUGACAUGUACCUCACACAGGUGCAGGGCUCGGGGGCAUGCUUUUAAGUAGGUAUGAGUUUACAUUAUGGAAGAAGAAAGAGGAUGGGCACUGGGAUAGUAUGAGGGGAAUGUAUUACUCUUUAACUGAAGGACUCUCUUUCACCAGUAUGCUUGGUAAGUAGUGUAUGUAUGGUGAGCAUUGUGCAAGACUAUUCACAGAUACUGCAUCCUUACAGCUCCACCCAGAUUGCUUUGCAUGUAGAAUGGGGAAUGAUACUUGGUGGCUGGAUGGUAGCUGUAGGGAAGUUGAGUGACCUGCAUUCCAAAAGUGCUACUGUGUUCCUCACUUUUAGAAACACGAAAUUAAGGGGAUGACUGUUCCGCAUUUUGACAAAAAUAUCUAAUUUCUGACCACCACAGCUCAAACUUAGAACCGUGACAGGCUCUAUUAAGCUGCAUCUAGGCUGGACAGAGAAAAAAGAAAUUUCACACCAAUGGAAUUAGAGCAAAAUGCAUCUUCUGAUCCUAGAAAUUUUCAGUUUCUGCAAAGUCUUAAUGCCACAGGCCACAACAGAGACUGUCAUAUACAUGACUGAGAAGGACAAUAUAGCUAUAACUUACUCUAGACCCAGUCAAUACUGUCCCUAAUUUACCCAGCAUAUGCCUUAAAGUAACAAAUAAAUCUUAAAUUGCAUAUAUUGUGUAGAUUUUUCAUUUCCUGUGAUCAUAUAUAUCUCAGGCCAGAUUUUACUUAUCAUUUAUGAAUGGUGAAGAUUUCUUCAUGUGCCCAACAGUUUUAUCCUUAACCGUAUUAUCAAAUCAGUUAAAAACUCAUUUUUUGUGGACUCUUUAAUUGAAGAAAUGCCUUUCCUUUAUGACAAAGCAUUUUCAGGCUACAUAUGAGAAACUGGGGCCAAUCUAAAAGUCGGUGACAUUAGUGCUUGUGAUAGGAUGUGAGCGUUCACUUAGAACCUUCACACCAAGUCUUUUUACCUAGUCACAGCUUGCUGUAGUAAAAAGGUGUAGACAGAUUUUUUGUUCCUCUGCAAAUUAUCACACUCUGGAAGCGAGAGUGGUAAUUGAUAACCCUAUUUUGCAUUGGUGGAUACUUGCCACAACAGGGCAUCCUUUAUUAAAAGGGCUACGACUCAAAACAAAUACAAACCUCAUUUUUAUCACUUUUAUCUUGGCUGCCAAUAACUGAAAACUUUCUGUGAUUUCCUUUGAAGACUUGAAGGACUCUAACUAGUCUCCAUGCCAUUAUACUUGCUAUACCAAAUGAGUGCUCUCAAAAUACAAACAUUUUUAAUUCUCUCCAUGAUCUUGCUACUGUCUGAAGUGUUCUGAGAUUUAUAUACAUAUGAAAUUUCAUCCUCAAUUUCUAUAAAAAGACAAAAUGUGAAUGACUUGAGAUAAGGAUAAUCUGAUGUAAAUGCACAUUGAAAUAUUUACAAUUAGACUUCAGAACACCAUCACAUUUAAAAAUAUUCAGAAAGAUGUCUGUAAAUAAGAAAGAAAGAAUCAGAUGGUAAACACACUGUAAUGUGAAACUCAGAAUUUAAGUCCCCUUCAAAUUUCCAAAAACUGAGGUAGCAUGUAAUCUGUACAUUUUUCCCUUCAAAUUUGCCUGUGGAAAAUCUUCAGAUUCACACAACUUAACAGUACUGCCACAUUGUAUAAUCAUAUCCAGAGAACCAAAAAUAAAAGUUCAGGCUAAAUGACCCCUUCUCAAAUUCUUUGUUAACUUACCUUUUACUGUAAAAAUAGAUUUCUAUCAUUAUGUGGAUAAAACACUAUAAAAGACAGAGAUAAGGGUUGAGAUAAUAGAUAAAUAACUUAGCCAGUCAUAUCUACGGAAAAUAAAACUUUGGCUUUUAAAAUAAAAAACCUGCUAAUCUUUGAAGAGCAGCCAUUAGACAUUCCCAGUCCUUCUUUUACAAUUUCUUCUGAUUAAAACUUAGCAAUUCCAGGAUAUAAACCUAGUCUAGUUCUAUUUAGACCAAAAGAGAAUGUUUCCUACUUCCUUUUCAAAAUGUCUAGUUAAAUGAUGCUUUGGUUUUUAAUGUUGUCAAUUAAACAUCUUAAAUCUCAUUACUCUGCUCACAUAAAAACCAAAGUUUAGACCAGUUUAUAUCAGUCCUAAGAAAGUAGUACAUUUACUAACAAGUCUUCAGUGUUUCGAGUGAACUAAGCCAGUUUUUAAAAUUGUAUUAUACAGGAACAUGAGCUAAAAAACAAUUAGGUAGAUAAAACACAGGAGCAUCCUCACAAUGCACACGUACACUCACACACAUAAAGCAACAUAUUUGAAUGUACCAUUCAGGUAAUGAGAGGGAAAUGUAAAGUUGUUUUGCUUGAAUUAUUCAGAUCAUCACCUACCUCUACCACCUUGGGGUUUUUUUUGUUGUUUUUUUUUCUUUGCAUUUAUAAGCGCAACACAACAUUUUCUCAGCCCAGUGGACUGUUCUACAAUGUGAGGAUGAGAGUGGUUUCUGCAGGAAAGAAUGGUCUUCUCUGACUGCUGAACAGUUUAAACUGGGCAGAUUGGAAAGCACAGUGAAUAUGGAUUGCCAAUAACGAAGCCCCCCGACUGAGAAGGUGGCUAUUAUAUUUUCUUCUUUUCUAGCUCUUUGAGAUUCUAUUUUUCCCAAUAACCACUUUUCCACAAAAAGUAUUAAAGCUCCUGUUUUCCAUUAAAAAGCAGAAGAACUCAAUGCCAGACUGAUUUUCAGGAGCAAAUGAUGAGCGCUUUGAUUUUGUUCUUGUUUAUUACAGCAGAUUUUGUUUCCAUUGGCUAUUUGUUUGCAAAUGAAGGAUUUGGGGUGUCAGCUUUGUCAACUGACAGGUGAAAGCCACUCAACACACAGAGUGGCAUUUCAGUCACUUUGCUGAGAUUAGAACACCUCAUCACCCUAACUAGCUGCGGCAGUUCCAGUCAAUGCAUCCACCAAUCAGCUCACCUGCCCCAUUCACUGCGUUCACGCACUGGUUAGGGCAGGGUGACCCUGGAAGCUACAGAGAGUUUAAA
Molecule: messenger RNA, 7119 nt
Organism: Cervus elaphus (red deer)
Lineage: Eukaryota; Metazoa; Chordata; Mammalia; Artiodactyla; Cervidae
Gene: GABRG3
Product: gamma-aminobutyric acid type A receptor subunit gamma3
Exons: 10
Coding region: 305-1708 (467 amino acids)
Biological process (GO): gamma-aminobutyric acid signaling pathway; regulation of postsynaptic membrane potential; synaptic transmission, GABAergic
Cellular component (GO): GABA-A receptor complex; synapse; dendrite membrane
Molecular function (GO): GABA-A receptor activity; benzodiazepine receptor activity; GABA-gated chloride ion channel activity
Source: RefSeq, a predicted model, not a curated record